Messenger RNA from Corticium candelabrum, 3554 nucleotides. RefSeq names its product MAM and LDL-receptor class A domain-containing protein 1-like. The coding region runs from base 122 to 3373 and encodes 1083 amino acids. Lineage: Eukaryota; Metazoa; Porifera; Homoscleromorpha; Homosclerophorida; Plakinidae. The transcript has 14 exons. Gene Ontology annotation, cellular component: membrane. The record is from RefSeq and is a predicted model, not a curated record.
CACGCGUGCUGGUACGUACACAUGUGUACUUACCCACAAGUCACACCAGUAGGCGUGGCUUAACACUUGCAGCUCCACAAUUGUAGUACAGUACACUCCCUUAACUGAGCGUUACGUCAAGAUGCUGCAUGUACUUUCAGUGCUCACGGUGACGUCCAUCGGUUUGCUGCAUUCUGCGUUCGCAGCAGUCGAUUUCGGUAACUGCACGUUUGAGACGGAUUUCUGCCAGUGGACACCAACCGGAGGCGAUGCAACUCGAUCAUGGACGCUGAGCUCUCCCGACCAGCUGCUAUAUUCACAUCGGUUUAUUCCAAACAUCACGCAAGGAAUGGUGGCUGCAGUUAUUCGCUUUUCUGAUAUGAAAUAUUCAUAUCACUCAUUGUAUCUGGAAAGUGUGGAAUUAACUCCAUCAGAUGGUGUGUGUGGUAUUGGAUUUUUCUACACUAAUACACUAGACUUGGGUGAAUUCUCUCUAUACACGAAUAUAUCGGGAAGGUUAAUGAAGUUGAAGAAGUUUGGCUCUACUUAUGCGCUCUCACCAGACUAUUGGAAGAGAGAGGUGAUUGCAUUGAGUGUUAAGAAACCGUUGAGGCUGAUAUUUGAGAUGAAAUUGUCAUUGAAUGGUAAUGGAGAGGUUGGGAUAGACAACGUUCAAUUUUUUCCCUGUAAAGCAGUCUGCGAUUUUGAAUCUGGUUAUUGUGGAUGGAUAAAUGUCAACGAAGUGGGGUACUUUCCUUGGACAAAUCAAACAGGGUCAACACUUUCAACAGGAACUGGUCCUAGCUAUGAUCACACAUAUGGCCCAUCAAGCACAUCAGGUCAUUAUUUAUAUGUGGAAGCAACCGACACCAAUCAGGCAGUCAGUAGGAGAGAAACAGCAAUCUUGAGGAGAAACAUUACAUUUGAUGAUGUUUGUUUGUUAUCAUUUGCGUAUCACAUGUAUGGGAGCAACGUGGGCUCGUUGACAGUCACUGUGGAGGAUUCUAACACGACGACUGUAGUGUGGCAAGAAUCAGGAAGUCAGGGAAGCAAAUGGUUAACUGCGUCCGUUGUUGUUGGUUUGUAUAUCAACAGUGGAGCAAAUAUGCUUGCUAUCACUGCACAAACAAGCACUCAUUUCUCAAGUGAUAUUGCAAUUGAUGAUGUUCAGCUGCUGCCAUGUCCAGAGACUGGGUUAUGCACAUUUGGAGAGGGUUUGUGUGGCUGGAGAAAUGAUGAUGAAAACCAAGCACAGCUCCAGUGGAAGAUCAUGAAAAACAAGAAACUUUCUAGCAAUAUCCUGGUAGCAAGCUUCUCAUCAUCUGAUAUUCCUGAUGGAGACUAUGCUGUACUACAGAGUCCUUCCACUUUUGUUGGUGAUGGGGUUUGCUCUUUGAGACUUCAGUGUGAGGCAUCUGUGACACUGAACAACAGCAAGAUGCAGUUACGGCUUAUUGAUGCUGUCACAGCAGGACAAAUUGUGUUAGCAGAUUUGUUGGGUUUGCUGCAUCAGAAAGGUAGAGGGAAAGCUCAGUUUGUUGAGGUCGACGUGUCCAACUCGUCUGGUGUUCUUGUUGUUUAUGCUGAGAAAGCUAAUGGAGAGAUGGGAUCAAUAAGUUUACACAGUCUGGAGUUUCUGUCAUGUCGCUAUACAACGUUUGAACUCAAACAGCAGUACAUUAUCUGGCAAGAUGCAUCAAUCAGGAACACGUCAUCAUGGUCUCUCCAAACUGCCAAACAAACUCAACUUGAUCCACAUCAAUCAAUCACAAGCGAUCACACAUAUCUACAAUACAGGCAACUUGGUCACUACAUGCUGCAUGUUGCAAUGGUCCCACAAAAACCUGCAACUCUAGUGGCAACAGUGGGUGAGAGCAAUGUUUGUGGAAUACGUUUCUGGCUUUAUGUGAGUGAGCCCAUGAGCCACAAGCUUGGCAUUAUUGCUACACUUCCAGAUGGCUCUUCGCGACAACUUUAUGUCAGCAAGAAUGAGCAGAGUUUUGAGAGAAUUUGGCAAUACAGAGAGGUGGCUACAGAAACUGAUCUGUUUGGCAGUAAAGUUGGUCUUGUUUCAACUCGUGGGGGUCACGUUACUACGGCAUCUCUGUUGGCAAUUGAUGAUAUUCACCUCACAGAGUGUGCAGAUUUUAGAUCUUGCACAUUUGAGAAAGGCCUGUGUGGUUGGCUUCCUUCUCAAGCUGCUUCUCAAGCAGCAACAUGGAUCCGAUGGAGAGGCUCCCCCCUGCAACCAUCAUCUAACCUAACAAGCGACCACACAACACAAACACCUCAAGGUCACUACCUUUACAUGACGACAGAAACCACCACGAAUACACAGCACACUGCCAUACUGCAAGGCAUUCCACUGACAUCAAAUGUGUGUGGCAUCAGCUUUUGGUAUUACAUUGAAGGCAAUGCUUCUCUCACUUUAACUUUCCACAUUGAAGUUAAAUCAGUCAAUAUUUCUACAUUUUCUCAAGACACUCCUGAUAGCCAUUCGUCAAAUGAAAACUUGUUGUGGCAUUUUGCGAGCACACUAACGUCGUUGACAAAAACUAUUGGGCAUUUUGAGUUUCACGCCGUGUCACAUGAUAUGACGAAUGCAUUCACUGUGGCUCUGGAUGACGUCACAUACAUUGCUUGCUCUUCUGAUUUGUAUGCAACUGUUACACCAAAAGCAACAAAAAUGACAUCAACUGUUACACCAAAAGCAGCAACAGUGAGAUCGAGUUUGAGAUCAGUUGAAGGUGCAGACACGACAAAGAGGUUGAAGUCGACUCUCGAUUCGAAUCAAAUUGUGAGAAGUUUUAGUACCAAGAAAGAUGGUGAUAUGAAGACAACGUUGAUUGGAACUGAAGCAAGUGAACGAUUUUUUGGAAGAGUGAGUACAAGUGAGGAGCCUUCAGUUAGGGCAAACACCUCGGAAGAAAGUUCAUCCAUUGGUGUGAUUGUUGGAGCUGUUGUUGGCAUUUGUGUACUCGCAGCUCUAGUUAUCGUUGCUGUUCUAUUUUCUAGAAAAUAUUAUCAAACUAAAAGGCACUCUGUGACAGCUGGAAAUGAUGUGCAUCUAGUACCCAAUCCUCUAUACCACAAGGAGUUUUCCAGAGACAAUAACAUACCAAUAGAGCACAUUUGUGUUGAUCCUGACUUCUCCAAGAAAAAUUGUUUACAAGAAGAAGUGAUAUACAGCACCAUCAAUGAGCAAAAAGAAACAUCUGAAAAAUCCCAUUCAGGCAACCAGUAUGAAGUCGUCAUCUCUAUGCAAAUGGGUAAACGAGAGAGUGCCAAUGUUUUGUAUCAGUCAAGUGAGCAGCGUGAUUCUAGAAAAAGCAGGGCGUCAGAGAAUGUUCUGUAUGGAGUGAAUGACGAAGACCAAGAAAUGGCUGAAGACUGAAUCACCGAUGAAUACGACGACGCACCAAUCUGUGAAAUAUCAAUAUUAAUAUUAAUAUCAAGUUAUUUUUAAUUUUAUAGCUCACUAACAUUUUAGGAUAAAUUCGCGUUGUAAAUAUAUUUUUACACUAGUUGUCUGGACUGCGAGGUUCGCUUAUUGAAAUCAAUUAAAAGUAAGUAUG